Messenger RNA from Sclerotinia sclerotiorum 1980 UF-70, 171 nucleotides. RefSeq lists its product with no specific name. The transcript has a single exon. NCBI's taxonomy places the organism in Eukaryota, Fungi, Ascomycota, Leotiomycetes, Helotiales, Sclerotiniaceae. The coding region runs from base 1 to 171 and encodes 56 amino acids. The record is from RefSeq and is a predicted model, not a curated record.
AUGCACAGCAUCAAAAAGCUCACCAAAGCUCCGAACUUCGGAAUCUUCCAAACUUCCAGAUCUUCAGACCUCGGAAUCCUUCCAAACUCAGAUUUUCAAACCUUUCAACUCUUCAAAUCUGAAAGUCUUAAAGUCUUCAAGCCUUUUUCAAGUUCUAAAGUUAGAAUUUGA